GUCUUUUUUAAUUUUUUUUUGGUGCUUUUACCUUGCUUUCUUUCCUUGAUUCGUUUUCCGUUCCUUUGACUCUUGUUUUUUCCUUAAGUCAGCAAACACGCAAUUUAUUCUGAGAACAUCAUGGCUCACAGACUCUACGGACGCAAGAAAAACGUGAAGAAGGGAUUCCAGUUCACCUUGAUGGUUGUCGGCGCUUCCGGUACUGGUCGUACCACGUUUGUAAACACCCUGUGUGAUUCCAAUGUGCUAGCAAAGAAAGCAUGCCACAAUCCUGAGGAAGCUCACAACGAAGAAGGAAUCACCAUUAAGCCAAUUUCUGUUGAGUUGGAUGAAGAUGGUGUCAGAAUUUCCUUAACCAUUGUUGAUACGCCCGGUUUUGGAGAUAACAUCGAUAAUGAGCGAUGCUUUGAUGCCAUUGUCGCGUAUUUGGAACAGCAGUAUGACGAUAUCCUCGCCGAAGAAUCACGUAUCAAACGUAACCCACGAUUCUACGAUAACCGUGUACACGCUCUUUUAUAUUUCAUUUCCCCUACUGGACAUGCUUUACGUGAAAUUGAUAUCGAAUUGAUGCGUCGUCUGAGCCCCCGUGUGAAUGUUAUUCCUGUUAUCGGUCGAGCAGAUUCUUUCACUCCCCAGGAGCUCCAUGAUUUUAAGCGACGAAUUAUGGAGGAUAUCGAGCAUUAUAACAUUCCUAUUUACAACUUUCCCUACGAUGUGGAAGAAGACGAUGAAGACACUAUCGAGGAAAACAGUGAAUUGAGAGCUUUGCUCCCCUUUGCCAUCAUUGGCAGUGACGAAGAAAUCGUUGUCAACCAACGAACUGUACGCGGACGCCAAUACCCUUGGGGUGCUGUAGAAGUUGAUAAUCCGCAGCAUUCUGAUUUCGCAAGACUGCGUUCCGCUUUAUUGAGCUCGCAUUUGCAAGACCUUAAAGAAAUCACGCACGAUUUCUUGUACGAAAACUAUCGUACCGAGAAACUGAGCCGUACCGUGCAUGGCGGUGAUGCCGAUAAUGCUGCCCUGAAUGCAGAAGACAUGGCUAGCCAGAGUGUGCGAUUGAAGGAGGAACAACUGAGAAAAGAGGAGGAAAAGCUCCGUGAGAUUGAGUUGAAGGUUCAGCGUGAAAUUCAACAGAAGAGAGCCGAGUUGUUGAGUAAAGAAGAGGCUUUACGUAACUUGGAGGCAAGACUAGCUCAAGCUCAGCUUUCUGAUGCUUAAGAAGUUUAUUUUUUAUCCCACUUCCCUAUUCUUUUUUUUAUCCAAUAUAGAAAUACCUUUAUCAUUUAUAUCACAUCUAUAUCACGUCUCCGAUUUGUCCCUGUUCAACGAUCAUUGUGAUUUAUCAAAGUACAUCUACUAAUGCCUUAACUUGAUAUUUUCAAAAAGUGGCUUUUUUUUUGGGGGGGGUUAUUCCGCUAUAUCAAACGUAAACUUAUACUGGUUGCUCAUUUACGCUUUCAUGGCAUGCACCAUAUGACUCUGUGGUGUGCCCUACUAUUUGAACCUUUUCGGAUGCCGGAUAGGGGUGUUCGUUUGUGCCAGAGUCAUAAAGUGCUAGACGACGAUAUACGAAUGCGAGCUUUUAAAUGA
Messenger RNA from Radiomyces spectabilis, 1590 nucleotides. Its product is annotated as Septin-domain-containing protein. The record is from RefSeq and is a predicted model, not a curated record. Gene Ontology annotation, cellular component: cytosol; microtubule cytoskeleton; septin ring. Gene Ontology annotation, biological process: cytoskeleton-dependent cytokinesis. Gene Ontology annotation, molecular function: GTPase activity; GTP binding; molecular adaptor activity. Bases 121 to 1218 code for a protein of 365 amino acids. Lineage: Eukaryota; Fungi; Mucoromycota; Mucoromycetes; Mucorales; Radiomycetaceae. The transcript is spliced from 12 exons.